Strongyloides ratti is the source of this 3123-nucleotide messenger RNA. RefSeq names its product BTB/POZ-like domain and FYVE zinc finger domain and Ankyrin repeat and Zinc finger, FYVE/PHD-type domain and BTB/POZ fold domain and BTB/POZ domain and Zinc finger, RING/FYVE/PHD-type domain and Zinc finger, FYVE-related domain and Ankyrin repeat-containing domain-containing protein. The coding region runs from base 1 to 3123 and encodes 1040 amino acids. The record is from RefSeq and is a predicted model, not a curated record. Lineage: Eukaryota; Metazoa; Nematoda; Chromadorea; Rhabditida; Strongyloididae. The transcript is spliced from 7 exons. Gene Ontology annotation, molecular function: metal ion binding; protein binding.
AUGAGUGAUUAUCUGGGUUUGUUAAGGAAGGAACACGUUGAAUUACAGGAAAAAUAUAAUAAUUUAUUAAAAAAAUAUAAUUCUACUAUUGCAAAUUCAAAGAUUGUUAAUGAUUCUGAGGAAGUGUCUUUUAUAUAUAAACUUGCAAAAAAUAUUUCUCAAUUAUUUGACAGUAAAUUGUAUAGUGAUGUAACUAUUAAAAUAUCAGAUUUAGAAAUAAAAGCUCACAAAAUUGUUAUUACAUCACAUACAAAUCGAUGGGAUCCAGAAUUAUUAGUAUCCAAUAUUCUAGAACUAACAGAUAUAAAAUAUAAAACUGUAUAUAUAAUAUUUAAAUGGAUGUAUAAAGAUGAAUUGGAUGAUUCAUUAACAAUAGAAGAAUAUAUGGAUGUCUUAUCAGGAAGCAAAAAAUUUAAAUUAGACUAUUUGGUAUAUCUUUGUGAAUCAGCUUUAAUCAACAAAUUAGAGACAGAUAAUUGUAUUUGUAUUUAUCAAUUUUCAGAAAAUGAAAAUUUAGAAAGAUUAAGAAAACAUUGUAUUAAUAUUGUAUCAGAAAGAUGGGAUGAUUUCAAACCAGAACAUUUUUCAUCACUUUCUCCUAAAUUAUUAUAUGAAAUGGUUAAGGGACAUUCUAGUUCUGUUUUAAGUAGUAUUAUAAGAUUACAACGAGAAGAUGUUUUAUUUUUAUUUUUAAUUGAAAAUGGUCAAGAACUUGAAAAAGUUAUUAAUGAAUAUACUGAUAAAGAUGAACUUCCAUUAGGAUUAGCAUUAAAAUCAAAACAAUUUUCAAUGGCAAAAACAUUAGUUGAAAAUAAGUGUAAUAUUAAUGCUACAUACAAAGAUGGUAAAUAUUUAUUAUUUGAGGCUAUUGAGGAUGAUAAUAUUGAAGCUGUUGAAUUUCUUGUUUCUCAUGGAGUUCAUUUAGGUGCUGUUCAACCAGAGACAAAUGAAACUUUAUUACAUACUUUUGCCAGUAGUACUUCUAUGACAGAUGGUAUGUUAAAAUGGGCUACUAGUCAAAUAAAUAAAAUGGAUUUUGUAAAUCAACUUGAUAACAAAGGAAGAACUCCAUUAUUUAUAGCAAUUGAUAAAAAUAAUAAACCUAUAAUAGAUUUAUUAUUAAAAAAUGAUCAAUGUGAUGUUAAUAUAUCAAAUAUUGAUAAGAUUACACCAUUAGAAGUAUGUCUUUUUGAAAUAAAAGAUUUAGAGAUAUGUGAAAAAUUAGUAAAAAAAGGUGCUAAUAUAAAUAGUAGUAAUGGAAUGGGUCAAAGUUUAUUACAUAUUGCUGUCAUGAAUAUGAAUAUUGAAGCAACAAAAUUUAUAACAUCUCACAAUGGUAAUGUUAAUAUUUUAAAUAAUGAAGAUGAAAUAUUAGAAAUAUUACAAUAUCUAGUUAAUGAAACAUCUAAUUUAUCAAUUCAAGAUAAUGAUAAUUUAGAUACAGUUAUUCAUUUAGCUGUUGAUAAGAUAGAAGUAUUACAAAAAUUUUCUGAUUAUAAAGUAGAUUUAACUAUAAUUAAUUACAAUAAAGAAUCACCUUUAAAAAAAGCAUUGAUAAAUAAUCAUUUUCAUAGUGGUAAACUUUUAAUAGAUCUUGGUAGUGAUAUAAAUGAAAAAAAUGAGGAUGGAGAAACAUUAUUAGUGUUAGCAUUAAAAACAAAAAAUUGUGAAAUGGCUAAGUUUUUAAUUCAUGAAGGAGAAAUUGCUGUUGAUAAUAAUUUAACAGAAAUUGUUGAUACAUUAUGUCGUUCUGGUGUCAAUAUUAAUAGGAUGAAUGAAAAAACUUCUUUACCUCCAUUAUGGAGAGCAAUUGAAAAAGAAUUAUUUGAAGUUGCAGAAAUAUUAUUUAAUUAUGGUUGUGAUGUUGAAGGAUGGGCUGAAGAUGAAGAAAAAACUUGUAUCCAGACAUUACUUCAUAAAGCUAUCGAUCAAAGUAAUCAAAAAGGUGCAUGUUUCUUAAUUGAACAUGGAAGUAAUGUAAAUGCAUUAAAAAAAUAUCAUUCUAGUAGUGAUGAUGAUAAACAAAACCCUCUUCAUAUGAGUGUAAUAUGGGGAUUAACAGAUGAUGGUGAUGGAAGAACACCAGCUCAUCUAGCAAUUCAGGAGCAAGAUAUUGAAAUUUUAAAAAUUCUUCUUUCAACAGAUGAUGUAUCAUUUUUAAAUAUACGAGAUAAAUUAGGAAUGACACCACUUGCUUUAGCUAUGAAAUUAAAGAAUGUUAAUGCUGCAAAAGAGAUUGUUAAUCGUUUACCUCAUGCUGCUGUUCAAGUUAAUGGUAAUGGUGAAAAUUUAUUACAUUGUGCUGUUAAGAAUGAUGAUCUUGAAGGGGUAUUUUUUCUUUUAGGAUUACAAAUAGAUGUAAAUAUUUUUACUCAAGAUAAGUAUAAAUUUACUGCUUUACAUCUUGUUGCUCGGACAGGAAAUGAAAUGAUUAUGAGAAAUUUAGUAUUAGCUGGUGCUAGAUUAAAUUCAGUUUCAGAGAAAGGUUUAACUGCUAUGCAUAUUGCUGCUUAUCAUGGACAUUCAACAAUACUUCAAAUAUUAAUUGAAAAUGGUGCAGAAUGUAAUAUUGUAGAUACUCUUGGUAAUAGUCCCCUUCAUUCAGCUGUUUUAGGAGAAAACGAUGAAUGUUUUAAGAAGUUACUUAUUGAAGGUGUUUCACCUAAAAUAUCAAUUAUAAUAUACAAUAUUUUAAAACAAUUUACUCCUGAUUAUCCAUUAGAAAUUAUUGAUGCUGAAGGGAAUACAGUAUUUCUUCUUUCAUAUAUUCAUGGAAAUGGAGAUUUAUGUAGAUUAUUAACAAAGUCAAACGUUUGUGUUGCUAUUACAAAUAAUCAAGGAGAAUCUAUUUUUAAUAUUGAAACACCAACAAAGCAACUUUUAUAUGGACUUUUAGAUAGUUUGCAAAAUGAACCAAAAUGGGCUGAAGGUGAAACAUGUUUAGAGUGUAAAACAAAAUUUACUUUAACUAUGAGAAAACAUCAUUGUAGGCAUUGUGGAAGAUUAGUUUGUUCUAAAUGUUCUGAAAAAACGAUGCCUUUAAUAAAAUAUGGAAUUCAAAAACCAGUACGUAUCUGUGAAAUAUGUCAUGAUGUUUUAACAGUAGGAGUGGAAUUCUUUUAG